This is a messenger RNA of Strongylus vulgaris, 315 nucleotides long. The record is from the annotation of a GenBank genome assembly. NCBI's taxonomy places the organism in Eukaryota, Metazoa, Nematoda, Chromadorea, Rhabditida, Strongylidae.
AUGGUGGCUAUCUACGCAGUUGUUAUAAUCGUUGGUCUCUAUAGAAUUUUUGCCAUUGUGCAGAACUCAGAAGAGGGUGCCGUUUAUGAAGUGACCACACGUUGUUAUCAGAAAUACUGGUACCAACUUACUUUCCAGAAUUUUAUUUACCUUCUUCCAAUCCUGGCUCAACGAUGUGCACCAUCCUUCCAUGCUAUGGGAGUGUAUCAUUUUGGCGAUGAAGGAGAGUGGAGAUACAGCAUGAUUCCAGAAGUUAAUGUAGGUUGUUUGGUUGCACCCAGUCACAUUCGACAUCUGCAGAACAUUUGGGCAUGA